Molecule: messenger RNA, 273 nt
Organism: Meloidogyne enterolobii
Lineage: Eukaryota; Metazoa; Nematoda; Chromadorea; Rhabditida; Meloidogynidae
Source: the annotation of a GenBank genome assembly
AAAUGAAAAAAAUUUCUGCAGCCGCAAUUUUAAUUUUAAAAUCCGCGCCGCAAUCCGCAGGAUUUGAAGUAUUAGGGAAGCUUUCUUUUGAUAUCAGUGAUUUAGAGAAAUAUAGAAGAUUAGAAAUUUGAAAAGAUUGAGAGAGAUAUAAUGAGAUUUGUAAUAAUAACAAGGGAUAACAGAGGAUUAAGCCUGAGAACGUGAAUUCACGGUUUUCCCGGUAAGGGUCCCCACGGUCAACCUUCAGAACCCGUUUCCCGGACCAGGUUUUUU